GCAAGUUGUGCAGUUGGCAAAAGACUGUCGAAACGGGUUGUGUUAACCGCUAACAGCCGGGCGGUCAACGGAGCGAUCAUGAGAGUGGUGCAUGUCUAACAAAAAUAGAUUUUGUAACAUUUUUACAUAUUGUGACGUGUUAUCAGGGCAUACGAACUUCACACAACUGUUGGAAGAUUUAAAUAUUGCAGUUUCCAUUUGAAAAAAAAAAUUGUUUAGUGAAUAAAAACACUGUAAUGUUUAAAUCUUUGUUAAGCCCUCUGUUAACGCAGGCCAGCUGUCAAGAGGUGGGGGGCUGGUUAUUUAAAACGAGCUGACACAGACAAACUACAUGAAAUAUUCUUGAAAUACGCCACCGUCGAGAAGCACGGUGAAAAACACAUUACCAGCGAAGAUUUCGUCAGAAAGUACCUCGGAUUAUUCACCGAAGAUGAUUACAACAAAGAGUCGGUGCAGCUCAUCGCUGGCAUCGUGGACAUGGAUAAGGACGGAUACAUCUCGUUCUCAGAGUUCCAGGCGUUUGAAGGGCUGCUGUGCGUGCCGGACGCGCUUUACAAAACCGCCUUCCAGCUCUUCGAUACCAACGGCAAUGGUCUUGUUGCUUUUGACGAAUUCGCGGAAGUCAUGCGCAAAACAGCCUUGCACAAGAAGUUGCCCUUCAACAUGGAGAGCACCUUUGUCCGCCUAUACUUUGGCAAGGAUAAGAAACGGCUCGUAACAUAUCCUGAGUUCAGUCAGUUCUUGCACGACUUCCACGAGGAGUAUGGGGUGGAGGCGUUCAAGAAGUGUGACAAGGACGGCAGCGGGUUCAUUAGCGCCGGCGACUUUAGAGAUAUCAUGCUGAGUGUGAAGAACCAUCUGCUGACUAAGGAUUUGAAGAUGAAAGUUAUUAAUGCAUCAGGCUUUCCUCAAGGCGAGCGUAAAAUCAGUUUCCCCUACUACAUGGCUUUCAACUCGCUUCUCAACAACAUGGAGUUAAUCAAGCGAGUUUACUUGAACGCCACCAAUGGCCACCGGUCACAGGAGGUGACAAAGGAAGAGUUCCUGCAUUCAGCUCAGAUGAUGUCACAAAUCACACCAUUAGAAGUGGAUAUCUUGUUCACACUGUGUGAUAUGAUACAUCAAACGAACGGACGAAUCGUGUACAACGACUUAAACUCGAUCACUCCUGAGCAGUACUUCAAACAGGUGACGAGGCGAGUGGCGGAAAUCAAGGCAGUAUCCAGCCCCGAAGAGCGCAGCGUCCUCAUACAAAUUUUAGAAAGCACUUACAGAUUUACCCUCGGUUCCAUUGCUGGUGCGGUGGGCGCGUCAGCAGUAUACCCCAUAGAUUUAGUGAAGACUCGAAUGCAAAACCAACGCACAGGCUCCUUCAUUGGUGAAGUGGCGUACAGAAAUUCCUGGGAUUGCUUCAAAAAGGUCAUCAGACACGAGGGAGUGUUCGGCCUGUAUAGAGGAUUGGUGCCUCAACUUAUAGGAGUCGCCCCUGAGAAGGCUAUUAAAUUGACGGUAAACGACUUCGUCCGUGACAAGUUCAUGGACAAAAACGGCAACCUGUCGCUAUACGCUGAAAUUCUCGCUGGUGGUUGUGCUGGCGGUUCGCAAGUAGUAUUCACAAACCCAUUAGAGAUCGUCAAAAUCCGUCUGCAAGUGGCGGGCGAGAUCGCCAGCGGGACGAAGGUCCGCGCCUGGACUGUGGUCAAGGACCUCGGCCUGUUCGGCCUGUACAAGGGCGCCAAGGCCUGUCUGCUGCGGGACGUGCCCUUCAGCGCCAUCUACUUCCCUGCGUAUGCGCACGUUAAGGCAAAAUUCGCAGACGAGAACGGGUACAACCACCCGCUGACGUUACUCGCGGCCGGAGCCAUCGCCGGCAUCCCCGCCGCCUCGCUCGUCACCCCCGCCGACGUCAUCAAGACCAGGCUUCAGGUGGUAGCACGGUCGGGUCAGACUACGUACAACGGAGUGAUAGAUGCAACUAGGAAAAUAUACGCGGAAGAAGGUGCCAGAGCUUUCUGGAAAGGCGCUGUUGCGCGUGUGUUCCGUUCAUCGCCACAGUUCGGUGUGACGUUAGUAACUUAUGAAAUUCUCCAACGUCUCUUCUACGUGGACUUCGGUGGAUCUCGCCCAGCCGGUUCUGAGCUACACGUGGCCACCUCGAUCGAAGAGUCCGUGAAGAAGCCGCAUCACAUCGGCGGCUACCAAGUGGCCCUGCCGGUCCUCACCGGCCUUGAAACCAAGUUCGGCAUCUCGCUACCCAGGUUCUCAUUCGCCAAGCCAGCGCAGUAAACUAGAUAUACGCGUGACUAGGACCCAAGAAGUGUUGGUAAUUAUCGAUACAAGAUGUUUGCAUAUAAAAUCUGCUUAAUCGAUUUGCUGAUAUAAUCGCUAUAAAAAGGUAUUCAAGUACAAACGUCUCAUAAAAUAUCGAUAUCGACUUGACCGGCCCUAGUUGCGCCAGUGUAGGUAGCACCGCAUAUCGACAAUGAACGUCGGAUAAAUCCUCGUAUAAAUUCGCAUCGAAUUAGCACUUUUCUAUGGAUGAAUAGACGAUCGACGUCUUGUACAGUAUCAAUUAAAAAGUUGUGCUCUGGAGUGAGCUAGUUGAUAGAAUGCUAAAUUCUCGCAGAUUUGGUCAUUGGUUUUAUCUGCUAAUUUGCAGACUCGAAUCUUGAGUGCAUUAGUGGGUCAUUAAGAGAAUUGCCAUUCGAUAUAACUAAUAUUUAAUAUUAUAAUAUCGAUAAUUACUAAAUCAGCACGAAAUCGAUCAAAACUACGAGAAAAAGCAGAUUUGUGAAUUAUAAAGUAAGUGUAAAGUGACAAAUCAUGGAAAUUAUAAAAUAUCUCUAGUCGAUAAAUGAAACUAUGAACGGACCCUUGUAGAAAUAUAAUAAUGUUCGAAUGUUUUCGACGUAACACUAUUGAUUAAAUCAUGGAUAUAUAAAUGAAAAGAUAAAAAAAAAUAAAAAAAAAAACCUAGUCGGUUGGAAAGUUAACAGCAAAGAAAAGAUGUUUUUUUUUUCAAUUGAAAAUGUCACACUUGAUAAAAUUUAUAUUGAGUUAACUGGUUAUUUAUAUUUAGUACAUGAUUUAUACACUUAUGAUUUGUAGACAUUGAUAGUCAUUUUAUAUUUACUUGUUUUCCAAAUCAAAAAAUAUUAAUUGUUGAUUAUUAUUUUUUACAAGUUUUAUGAAAAUUAUUUUAAUUUCGAUGAGAAUUUAUCUUGAUAGCAAAUUAUAAUUUGUUUACAAAUUAAAUAAAGAUUUCCUACUAACAAAUCUAUAAGAUAUAAGCUAAUAGUGAUGUGAAAUUAUCGAUAGAAUCAUCGACGAAUUCUGUAACUAGUUUAAAGAGUUUUAUAAUGUAAAAUUGUACAGAUAAAAAUAUAUCAUUGAGAAAACUAAUCAGCAACAAGAAGAUUAUUAGAGAUCAAUAGUUAGGUAGAAAAUAAAUUAUAAAAAGAAAUAUAUUUAAAAAUAUGUACCUAUAUCUUUACCUCCACGCUUGGAUACGUCCAGUUUCGAAAUUAAUAGCUUGAAUAUAAAUCUCACGCACGCAAUCUUCCACAACAUAAAUAAAAACUAUAUUAUUUAACGCUGCCAUAAUAUAUGCUGGCUCCCUUAUUUAUAGACUUUUUUAUCUAGCGACGGAGCAUUGCUAUGAUAACAAGUCUGUUUCUCAGUGCUGACGGCAUGGCAGCCUUCUCAGUGCGUUGACAUAAACCGUUGUGAUUGGCUAAUAUUGAGAUACAACUUGAAUCUAGUUGGCUAUCACAAAAACAAAGCUGAACAAACAGCAAGCUGUCAGAUAAACAAAGCUGAAAAACAGACUUGUUAUCACAGCAAUGCUCCGUCCUUCGAUAAAAAACGUCUAUGAAUAAGGGAGUGAAACUAUACUACAUUUAUUGAUAAAAAUUCUAGCCCCAAUAUAAUCUAUAUUUUAAUACAGCGCUUGAUUAAAAGUAUUGAACUUGUUUAAUGAAUCAUAAACCGGCAACUUUAUAUGUCACUUUUAUUCAGUGACGUCGGAAAAUUAUGCCGUUUUUUAAAAAAGAUUCUAUAUCAUAUAUUCAGGAGCAUAUCAUACUAUGAAUAUAAAAAAAUAUUAAUAAAUCUGCAGUAGAGAUUAAUAUCAUUCAUAUGGAGCUGUGUUAAUAAGCAUGAGAUGUUUAACUGCCAAAGCAUUGUGUUUAUCUGAUGUAUGCAAUUAAAAAAGUAAUUGUCAUUUAGUUAUAAGAACUGAAAAGCAAUUAUAUUUUCGUUUUGUAGCAAUAUGCCUGUUUCGAUGCAAUAUAUUAGUUGCUCACGCAAAUUAUACAAGACAUGUGUACAAACGUAUUUAAAUUUUGAUAUAGUGUAUUAUGCCGUGUGGGUCACAAAGGACCUUUUGUACCUAUAUGCUUUUCACUACUUCAAAAUACUUUUAACGAAUUUUAAGCUCUGCACUAUAAUACACUAUUUCGAAUAUUGUACAGCAAUUAAUAGCUUGGGUCAAUUUGGACCCACACGGAGUCAAUUGAGUCACGAAAUGCGGAUUAUAAUUUUUUUUUUUGUGAUUGACACGAAAUAUUUUGUGUAUUCAUGUCCAGCGUAUGAGUGAAUUAGUGUAUUACAUUUUUGUGUAUUAUGCAGUAAAAAGGCUCGAUAAGUAUAAUCGAAUGUUAUCAGUAAAUUUUUAUGCCCGCGCAAAAAAUUAUAGGAAUUAUAAAAGACAGAGCUGUAUGCUUUUUUUUCACAAUGACAACCUUUUAAAUUGACGACACAAAAUCAAAUUUCCACAUAAAAAAAAAAUCAUAUGCCCACAAAAUAUGAUUAACUAAUUUAUUCUUUUAACUUCUGAAAAUGGCGCGCUACCUUCAUUCUCAUUCUAGAACUGCACUAUUACUAGUAUUUUAUGCCCAAACUCUUGCAUAAAGACAAAUCGUCACUGUUUUGUUUAGGGAAAUUAGUGACGUUGUUUAGUUGAUUUGUGGUUGUAAUAAAAGAACCUGAGUGAUUUUUGAACUAGUUAUGGCAUUUUUGAUGGACAAAAGAAAGAAAUCAACAGUUAGACUCAGCAUACAAUCGUAGCAUUUUAUCGAUUACAAAGAAUAUCGAUAUCAAAUCGAUGACCCGUAAAAAUGUUUCUAUCAAAAAUGCCAUUGGACUGUAACUUAUACGAAAUUUGUGAUAAAAUCUCAAAUAGAGCCAACUUGUGCACAAUCGCUUCAGUGAAGUUGUGUGACAACGCAGUGAUACAUCAAGUUGUACUAAGUAAGAGAACCGACGUGAAUAUUUAUUGAUAUUGUACAUUUUUUGUGUUAAAAAUAAAUCGAAUAAAACA
Messenger RNA from Manduca sexta (tobacco hornworm), 5320 nucleotides. RefSeq names its product calcium-binding mitochondrial carrier protein Aralar1 (gene aralar1). NCBI's taxonomy places the organism in Eukaryota, Metazoa, Arthropoda, Insecta, Lepidoptera, Sphingidae. The record is from RefSeq and is a predicted model, not a curated record. The transcript has 14 exons. Gene Ontology annotation, molecular function: calcium ion binding; L-glutamate transmembrane transporter activity; L-aspartate transmembrane transporter activity. Bases 478 to 2286 code for a protein of 602 amino acids. Gene Ontology annotation, biological process: aspartate transmembrane transport; L-glutamate transmembrane transport; malate-aspartate shuttle.